Quercus robur (English oak) is the source of this 1609-nucleotide messenger RNA. RefSeq names its product probable WRKY transcription factor 53. The coding region runs from base 540 to 1574 and encodes 344 amino acids. Gene Ontology annotation, biological process: regulation of DNA-templated transcription. Gene Ontology annotation, molecular function: transcription cis-regulatory region binding; DNA-binding transcription factor activity. Gene Ontology annotation, cellular component: nucleus. Lineage: Eukaryota; Viridiplantae; Streptophyta; Magnoliopsida; Fagales; Fagaceae. The record is from RefSeq and is a predicted model, not a curated record. The transcript has 3 exons.
UUGUCUCUUUUCCUUCUCUUUUCUCUCCUUAUAUCAUCCCUUUCCUCCCAAUUUCUUCACUAAAGAAAAUAUUUUCGCUUUCCUUGUAGUAUACAUAAGCUUUCAGCUCUCACCUCAGCUUCACAGUUCAUACCUCCUUCACUCUAUAAUCACUUACCCUUUAACAUCAAUUCAAGAUUUGGAGCUUCUGGUCACUAUUACUACCACAUUUCAUAGCCAUCUUUUACUUAGCCAUUAAUCAUUCCAACCCAUUUGCUAUCCCAUCUCAUUUCAUCUAUACAACAACACAUUUCAUAGCUUACUUGGGUGUCAUGCAAGAUAUUUUCAUGUUUGCAGCUUCUGCUUCAACAAUUUUCGGCCUCACCAUAUCCCAUUUUGAACUUCCUUUUUGGACAUCGUUAUAUAAAUUUCAUAGCCUUGAAUGUUCCUCCUUCACGUGCUAUAGACCUUUGUACCUUGCUUGCCCUCCAUCUCCGCAAUCCCUACUGUUCUUAAGCUAAAGCUGUGCCAAUUUUUUUUGAGCAUUUUUCCUAAUUGAAAUGGCCAUGGAAUGGGAGCAAAAGACUCUGAUCAGUGAACUGAAUCAAGGGAAAGAGCUAGCAAAGCAGCUUAUGAAUCAUCUUAACCCUUCUUCGUCGCAUGAAACUUGUGAAUUCUUAAUUGAGAAGAUACUUUCUUCUUAUGAAAAAGCACUUUCAAUGAUAAAUUGGGGUGCUUGUGUAGAAGAGCCCAAAUCCAGCAUCAACAAUCUUGAAUCGCCUAGUUCUUUUGCCAUUACUAGCCCAAGAAGUGAAGGCUAUGACCAAGACUCUAAGCACAAAGAUGUCUACAAGAAAAGAAAGACAUUGCCCCGAUGGACAGAACAAGUGAAGGUUUGCUCCGGGACAGGGCUAGAAGGCCCUCUUGAUGAUGGUUAUAGCUGGAGAAAAUAUGGGCAGAAAGACAUCCUUGGAGCUAAUUUUCCGAGGGGUUAUUAUAGAUGCACUCAUCGACAUUCACAAGGCUGUUUAGCCACAAAGCAAGUUCAAAGAUGUGAUGAAGACCCCACUAUUUUCGAAGUUACCUAUCGAGGUCGUCACACUUGUAGCCAAGCAUCUCAUUUAAACGUGGCAUCGGCAUCAGUAAAAGAAAACAAAAGAAAGUUUCAACCCCAACAACAGUCACAGGAAAUAGUGUUCAAUUAUGGAGGUGGGCUUAAAAGUGAGGACAUGGAAACUAGAGAGGAUGGCAUAUUUCCGUCCUUUUCUUUCCCUUCUACACCAAUUGGAUCAGACAAUGCUGAUAAUAAUAUUUUCUCGGAGUCCAUAAUGUUGGAGAACAAUUUCAUGGGGAGUUUUUCUCCAACUUUUAUAUCACCAGCAACAUCUGAAUCCAACCUGUUUUCACUGUCUCCAUGCCACAUAAACAGUUACAGACUAGGCCACAAUGUGCAAACAUCCGAAUCUGAUCUCACUGACAUAAUUUCUGCCCCGACUUCUGUCACCAAUUCACCAAUUGGGAACUUGGACUUUUCACUUGAUAAGGUGGACAUUGACCCAAAUUUCCCAUUUGACAACCCGGAAUUCUUCUCCUAAUUGUUACCUCAUUAGCCACAAUUAACACCACCCCC